CUCAUGGAGGUUAAAGAAGAUGCAGAAGGGGCGAGAGGGGAUGAGGUCAAAGGUGAGGGGUCACCUGAAGGACGAAGGAGAGCUCAUCGCUGUUACUUCAACGGCUGCAGGAAGGUGUACACCAAGAGCUCUCACCUGAAAGCACAUCAACGCACACACACCGGUGAGAAGCCGUACAGGUGUUCGUGGGACGGCUGUGAGUGGCGUUUCGCUCGAAGUGAUGAACUGACGAGGCACUUCAGAAAACACACUGGAGCCAAACCCUUCAAAUGCAGCCACUGUGACAGGUGUUUUUCUCGUUCUGAUCAUCUGGCGCUGCACAUGAAGCGACACAUCUGAAUGCAAAUCCCAAAGACCUGCACAGAAUCCCAAAGACCUGCACAGCUGGUUUUCUAUGUAUCCACUGAGUCUCAGUAUUGCAGAUUUUGCACCCUUUUGGUAAAUGUAUGCUUUCUGCUGAACAUGGGUAAUGUGCAUGCUUGUUCAAUUCAAGUUAUAGCAUAGCUAUAAAGGCAUUGAAAAUGCAAAAAGUCUGGUGCUGAAUGCAAGUUAACAUAUUUGCUGGCUUUGCCAAUUGCUGUGAAUAUAUACUGUAUGUCAUAAUCAUUUAAAAUCAUAUUUUGCAACAAAGCUUACUAACACUUUGCAUUAACACACUGAAAACACUCUGCGCAGCUAUUGUGUUUAUAUCUAGAGCAGCUAUGUGUCCAUAUAGUUUUAUAAGAAGGCAUAUUUUUGACAAAUAAAAGUGUUAAUUGCUGUUAAUUACACUCAAAUAAAAAA
Messenger RNA from Sinocyclocheilus rhinocerous, 783 nucleotides. RefSeq names its product Krueppel-like factor 6. Bases 4 to 339 code for a protein of 111 amino acids. The record is from RefSeq and is a predicted model, not a curated record. The transcript has 3 exons. Gene Ontology annotation, biological process: regulation of transcription by RNA polymerase II. Gene Ontology annotation, molecular function: DNA-binding transcription factor activity, RNA polymerase II-specific; RNA polymerase II cis-regulatory region sequence-specific DNA binding. Lineage: Eukaryota; Metazoa; Chordata; Actinopteri; Cypriniformes; Cyprinidae.